ACUGGCGGGAAUACUAUGUUCAUGUGUCUCUACUGUUUGGAGCUAUAAGUUACGAGUAUUUCGAAAAAAGUCACACAGUGCCUUUCUGUUAGUAUUAAAAUCAUCAGUAUAGCAGACCUCACUGCUGGGACAACCUGUCAUGAUGAUGUUGUGGACACACAAGUAGUUGGAUUUUAUCAGUGUUGGGGGUAAAUCAUUACAAGUAACGUGAGUUACGUAAUCAGAUUACUUUUCCCCCCCAGGUAACAAAUAAUGCAUUACUUUUAAAUUUGCAACAAAAUAUCUGCAUUUUUUUCCCCCUUUAAAUAAGUAUGGGGAGACUGGGGCUGCAUCCGAAAACCUAGACUUGCUGCCUCGCUGCCUUAUCAGACAAUGACUUGUAAGGCAGCGUUUGUGCAUGAAGGCACCUCACAAAAAUGAUUUCAGACAGACUUCUGAGGCAGCAUAACAGUUUAAUAAUCUACAGCAAAAUAGAGUGAGCUUUGGUAAGAACAAAACAUUUAAUUACUACAGUAGUAAUUUCUCGCUAGAAAUGACAUCAAAAGUGGAAAAUGUUGGUCAAAAACGUACAUUUACACACAAACUGAACAGCAAAUCUUUAUUUUUCUAGCUCAACUGUCACAGAAUGGAAAGCACAGGAUUGUGGGAUAUCAAAGGCAGCGAAGGAUAUAUCUAUGCUGCUUUCAAAAAUUGAUCAGAUGAAGGUAUCCCAGGAAACAGGAAGUGAAGCUAACAUUGGAUUCGGACGUGCAUUGAUACCUUCCUAUCUUGAAAUGUGUCCUCCUAAGGCAGCAUUUUCCAGUUUUCAGACGCAACUGACUGAAUUUUUGAGCUAGACUGCUCAAACUUCUAUACAAAGUAUACCCACAUUUGUUUACUACAAAAGGCACCAAUUUAAACCUCUGCAAGAAUAUCACAGCCCUUAUGUCAAAUACAUGGUGUGCCUUUGUUACAAUCUAGGCUACCCCACUACUUGUAACACAUGCUAGGUUGUAACACAUGCUGGGGUUGUAACAAUUAGACAAAAAAAAAAAAAAAAAAAAGCAAAAACAGUGGCCAUAUAAAAAUAUCUUAAAUAGCCUGUGUCUUAAAUGUCUUAAUGUCUUAAAUAGCCUGUGCAUAGCACUUCGUUUUAUAACAUGAGACUGACAGAAUAUCAAAUGACAGAAAAAAAACCUGAGUGCCCAUAUAGCUACAGACAUAAACUUCAUAACCCAAAGUAAUACGAUGCACUUACUGCCCUAUCUCUCUCCCUAUCUCUCUCUCUCUCUCUCUAUUUUAAAUAGAUGUAUCAUUAUUGUUAAUAUUAUUGUUAUACAAAUACGUGUGCCUUUCUAAUAAGAAUAAAAAAAAAAACUUAAGAAAAUCAACAAAUUGUGAUAAAUGUCUUUAAAUAUUUGUAUAAGAAGAAGAAUGGAUUUUUUUUUUUUUUUUUUUUUUAUUUUAUUUAAAACCCGUAACCUCCUGACUUUUGUUUUGACUUAUUGAGGUGAAUUUUUAUAUGGAUAAAACCCCACCAAACGACCAUACUUUCUCCCCACAGGCUGGCCACAAAUAAAUAAACUGCUAUCGUUUGUUUUGGAGAAGUGUGUACUCACUCAUUUCAGUCAGCAGAUGGCGCUGUUAGUUUGACCAAUUAACUGCGGGGCAGCGUUCAAUUUUGAAGGACAAUUGAGAAUGAUUUUCCUUUUUGCCUUCAGUGACAAGAAAGAUCAUUUUCAUAUUUUGGCUCAAAUAUUAACAUGACAAAACAAAAUAUAGUGUCCGCUUUACCAGGACACCAGUGUAGUCGACCGAGCAGCGUAUUGAUUUCAACAUUGGACUGGAAAUCCAAUCUUCUUCCCAAUGCUGGGGAACGAACACACACACACACACACACACACACACACACACACGUUUGUUUUUGUGAAUUGUGGGGACAUUCCAUAGGCAUAAUGGUUUUUAUACUGCACGUAUUUUCUAUCGCCCUAUACACUACCCCUACCCCUAAACCUACCCAUCACAGAAAACUGUGCACAUUUUGACUUUCUCAAAAAAAAAAAAAAAAACUCAUUCUGUAUGAUUUAUAAGCCUUUUGAAAAAUUGGGACAUGGGGUAAUGUCCUCAUAAGUCACCCUCUUAUAAGUCGGUGGGGUUUCAUGUUUUGUGGGGAUAUGAUGUAAUUUUUUAUACUGUACAAACUGUAUAAUUAUAUCCCCUAAACCUACCCUUCACAGAAAACUUUCUGCAUUUUUACAUUUUCAAAAAACAACACAGUACGAUUUAUAAGCUGUUUUCCUCAUGGGGAACAAAAAACGUCCCCACAAGGACAAGGACUGCCAUACUUUGUCUCCUAAACGUAGGGUUUACCUACCAGGACCACACACACACACACACACACACACACACACACACACAAGCAUCUUUUCCAGUGUAGAAAAUAGUAUUUCGCUCACACAAGCCCCCUCCUCCCGUCCGUCCCUCACACCCACUCUCUUCUUCUUUCUCUUAUUCUCCUGUUCAUGCCAUAUCAUGUGCAGAAGAGCCGAAAGUGCACAGAGAACACAGCCCGUGCAUUUCACACGGACAUCCAGAGAAACCCGAGCAGAAGAGAGAUUAUACAAUGAUGCAACAGUAAAGUGACAAUAUAGCAGGGGUGCACCUUCAGCUUUCCUGACUAAAUUUUACAGUCUAAAUUUACUCGAGGAAAAAAAAAAAGUUGGCAGAGAGACCUUGCCCUGCCUGGCGACCUUUUCAGCUACUUUUGAAAGUGAAAAAGGCACCAAAGCCAUGCAACAGAGAAAGUAAGUUUCCUUUUUGUGUUUUUAAAAUACAAAUCCCCUUCCCACCGGUUUAAUGAAAGAAACGUGCUGAAGUUAUGGCAGCGCUGAGGCGUAAAUUUGGAGAGGACUACCAGGUGGUGAACACGAACAGAGCCGCGACUUUCCCCAGCGCGCCGGUGAAGAAGAAGCGCCAGCGCUUCGUGGAGAAGAACGGACGCUGCAACGUCCAGCACGGGAAUCUCGGCGGAGAGACCAGUCGCUAUUUAUCCGACCUGUUCACCACGCUGGUGGACUUGAAGUGGCGCUGGAACCUUCUCAUUUUCAUCCUUACGUACACCAUCGCCUGGCUGGUCAUGGCCUCGAUGUGGUGGAUCAUCGCAUAUAUAAGAGGGGACUUAAAUCAUGGUCAUGACGCUUCGUACACUCCGUGCGUCGCCAAUGUUUACAACUUCCCGUCAGCGUUCCUCUUUUUCAUUGAAACCGAGGCGACCAUUGGCUACGGUUACCGCUAUAUAACUGAGAAGUGCCCUGAGGGCAUCAUCCUGUUCCUGUUCCAGUCUCUGCUGGGGUCGAUAGUAGACGCGUUUCUCAUCGGCUGUAUGUUCAUUAAGAUGUCUCAGCCCAAGAAGCGCGCGGAGACGCUCAUGUUCAGUCAGGACGCGGUGAUCUCACAGCGAGACGGAAAACUCUGCUUAAUGUUCCGCGUGGGCAAUCUGAGGAACAGCCAUAUGGUGUCCGCACAAAUCAGGUGUAAACUCAUAAAGUCUCGUCAGACCCCUGAGGGUGAGUUCCUGCCGCUGGAUCAGUGUGAACUGGACGUGGGCUUUGGAACAGGUGCUGACCAACUCUUCCUGGUCUCUCCCCUCACCAUUUGCCAUGAGAUCAAUCCCAAAAGCCCCUUCUUCGAUCUGUCCCAGCGCUCGCUUAUGAACGAGCAGUUUGAGAUUGUCGUCAUCUUGGAGGGCAUUGUAGAGACCACGGUCACAUGCUUGUCAGUUUGAUGUAUGAGCUUCAAACCUCGCUCGAGAUCGAUCUGUUCCUGGUGUCUUUUAUGCAGGCAGAGUGUGAGGAAGUAAAGUGACUGAGAAAGGCAGAAUGGGAUUUUCUUUUAAGGAUGUGAGAGGAGGAGGAAGACGACAGUGGUUCUUUUUACAUUCUUUUUUCACUACACAAAUAAACAGAAAUAUAAUUAGAAUUUUCUUUCCUGUCUCCUUCUCAUUUUUUUUUUCAAUCAAAUAUGAUUCUCAUGUAAUUUUUAGAGGUGUUUUCUAAACAUCACUAUUACUUUUGCUCUUAGGGUUAGUUAUUUGACCAUUUGCCUAUUACUCUAAGUAACUUUGAAACAUAACAAGAAUGACACCUCAAAUCAUUGGGGUGAUGCGUGCUAUUAAUUGCAUUUCCAACAUAAUUGGAUUUUUCUAACAAUAAAAUGAAUAUAAAAAAAUCCCUUGGAUUUAAAUUGAAGGAGUGACUUAAUAUGGACCAGAUUAGAGACUUGAGCCAGUAAGCAACAGCAUUAUUUAAGUAUCAUUUAUACACAAUUACAGUAUUUAUUAAUAUAAUGAAUUAUAUUUUUAGGUUGAUUAUUUUUUAUAUUUAUAAUUUCAUUUUAAAUUCAGUUUAAGUUUUAUUAAUUUUGUUAUGUGAUUUUGUCAUUUUUAUUGUUUUUUUUUAUUUCUAUUUAUCUUUAAUUUAUAUUUCAGUUUUAUUUUUAGGAUUUUUAGUACUUCAAAUUAAACUUAUUUUAUUUCAGUUAGUUGCCAAGGCAGCAUUUCUAAUUUUCAUAUAGGUUUUUUUAAGUGUAAGUUUUUCAUCUAAUAUUUAGAUUUUAUUUCGGGCUUAUUCACAUUUUCAAUUCAAUUCACAUUUAUUUGUAUAGCAGUUUUCACAAUACAUAAUCAUUUCAAAGCAGCUUUUACAUAAAAUGCUUUACUUCGAAAAUGCUUUCCCAGCAGUUAAUGACCACCCUGGGAAAAAAACCCUAGAAAUUGCGUAUCAAUGCAAUCCUGGAAUAUCUUAGUCCUUGGAAAGCAUGUAAGCCCCACUGACACUGUAAUCAGAAAAUGUAAAAACUAAUUUAAAAAAAGUAUUUUAUUUAUAGGCUAACUAUUUUUAUGAAUUCUUUCACAUCUUUUAACCUUUCAGAAGUCAGAAGAAACCAGAAAUUUAAUUCAGUUAAUAGAUGUUUUAUUGUAAAUUACCAUUGAUAAAAUGGAAACACUAUGCAGGGGGCCUUUCGAUUUGAACUGUCGCUCUCUCAGAGAGACAAUAUAAGAUGGAAACAAAGCGUUGCUCAUGAUUACAGGUGUUACAUCAGCGAUAGACACAAAACUUAUCAAGCAUAUCAGUGCACACCAGAGGAAGACUCCUGUUAAACCAUCUAUUAACUCACAAACUCUUUUAAUUCAGUUCUUGUCAGGCCAGUAUCGGGGUAAACAGUCGUGUGGUGAUUUAAAAAAACUCCCUGCUGUUUGGGAGCUGAGGCCUGUCAUGUACUCAUAAGUGCUUAUUGAUCCACUGAAGCCCUGGACACAGACAGAAAUGUCAAGUUAAUCAUUUUACAGACGCAAUGGUACAAGAAAAAGCUAUGACUCUAUAUUCCUUUUAGGACAUAUUAAGGGCUUUGCAUGAACAUUUGCAGCUCACAGAAUUAAAAUGUCUCAUUUUAAAUUGCAUCUUUACUUUGUAUAAACUAAUAAGAAAUAACAAAGAAUGAAAUAAAUGUGCAAUUUAGUUAAAUAGACUAAAUGCAAGUGUGAAAUAGGCUUCCUUUAAUCAAUGCCUUAGAUCAGACUAGAGACGAAAGACAGACCCUAAUUAUGUAUGCCGAAGGAGUAUUGCGCAAUCAAGAGUCUUACUGUGAAGACUGUGAAAUUUGUUUUGCUUUAAAUGAGAGCUUAAAAAGCUGCUUUCAACUGAAACGCAGUAAAGCCAUUGAUACAUUCACAAAACUUCUUGCAGCAUUGAUCCAUCAUUUAAGCCUUUAGAAGAAGCCAGGCCACCCCACUGCUCCUACUCAGCACGAUCACUCCGGCAGCAAAAUAUAGGAUUUUCAGUGUGAUUAAUGUCACAUAAACUGGUUUAAUUACAUGGGAUGAUGUAGUGCCAGCAGAAAUGCUCACAGAAAAUGAGUUGCUGGGAUUUUCAUCCUUCAUUUUUGAGGCUUGUUCAUGUUUUGUAUUAGGUGCUGCUAAUUAGUAGGCUAUUUAAUGAUAAUUAUUUAAUCAUGAGCAAGACCCACACAGAAGCUCUAUGGACUUGGAACACCUUUCACUGAUGAAUUUACAUACAGAUCCCCUGCCCAUGCAUAUUUGUUUAUUAAAUAUUUGGCUAAUUUGAUGCUUUCAGCUAUCUGUAAUACUCCCAAGCCAAGUACAAUGGAAAUAGUCUCAAUAAAGCCACAGCAGAAUUAGCCAUUAUGCGGCAACACACAAUACUGGUGUUUAAUUCAAGAAUGAUUCAGUGUUUUCACAUGAAAUGUUUGAGUGAAGAUGUGUGUUGGAUGUGUGCAGUGCUGACGUGAAAGUACCGCGAGAGCAAUCCGAAAACAUAUGGAGCCGUCUGCUCUCUAAUCGCUCUUGCAGUACUUUGAUGUCAUACACCUAUCAGUCUGCUUUAAGUCCAACACACCCAAUGAUUCAAUUUCUCACAAAUAAUACCUUGGUAUGAAUUAAUCAAUGUUUUGAACAAAUCGUUUGAGUGAAAGAUUCAAUGACUCACUCAUAUAAUCACUUGUUUUGUUCAUGAAUAAAGUACCAGUGUUUUGAACAAAUUGGUUGAGUAAAUGAUUCAAUGACUUAAUGAUUCAUGAUCACUUGUUUUGUUUAUUAACGAAUCAAUAUUUUUGAAUGAAUCAAUUAAAUGAAUGAUUCAGUUACACAUUCAUAAUCACUUAUUUAAUUUAUGAACAAAGCUGUGUUUUGAACAAAUCAUUUAAGUGAAUGCAUGUACUUCAUUGCAAUAUUUGAUUCGGUUUGCUUGUUUCAGUGAACAAACUAGUUCAAUGACCCACUCAUAAAGAAAGUAAUUUGUCGCUAACUAAUGGCAAAGUAACCAGCAGAAAAAGGGACACUAAAAUAUCCCCAGACUAAGUCUCAGCCAAUCAAAUUUAAGUACUGGAACUAUUUCAUAAUAUAAGCAUAUACCUUUUUAAACACCAUUCUGUUUGAAAUUGCACAUAUGCAUACAGCAUAACAGCAUACAUUUUUCAUCUCUCUUUUUAUUUAUUGGUUUAUCCCCAUGAAAAUAAUGACACAUUCCUCUGCAGAAAAAAAAAACAACAAAAAACAAUGUAUUUUUUAGGAACUCCAAUUGUUUAGUGAUUGCUCUAUUGAUUGUUUUUCAUUUUAUUGAGGAGCAGAUUGGAUUUUCAGUCUUCCUGGCGGGGUUUAUAAGUGUAAGAGCAUGGCCGUGUAAAGCUAUGGCUGGGCUGUGUUUAUGACUCACUGAAUGGCCCUCUGGCUGAAUUAUGGUUGCUGGAGUCUUAAAACUCUGCCUUGCAUGGCCUUCUCACGCACAUUAUGUACUGAGAGUCUUUAAAUCACAUUCCGGUAAGACGGAGGAAUAGGACAGUAUAAAUCAUUCUCAUGGCCAGGCCAACCUGACACAAUGAAAGCCUCCGUAAUACGUUUUGACCAUAAACCUUUCUUCUCCAUUGUAAUGCUUGU
Molecule: messenger RNA, 7429 nt
Organism: Ctenopharyngodon idella (grass carp)
Lineage: Eukaryota; Metazoa; Chordata; Actinopteri; Cypriniformes; Xenocyprididae
Gene: kcnj19a
Product: potassium inwardly rectifying channel subfamily J member 19a
Exons: 3
Coding region: 2858-3763 (301 amino acids)
Biological process (GO): regulation of monoatomic ion transmembrane transport; potassium ion import across plasma membrane
Cellular component (GO): plasma membrane
Molecular function (GO): G-protein activated inward rectifier potassium channel activity
Source: RefSeq, a predicted model, not a curated record